This is a messenger RNA of Ectocarpus sp. CCAP 1310/34, 2064 nucleotides long. NCBI's taxonomy places the organism in Eukaryota, Phaeophyceae, Ectocarpales, Ectocarpaceae. The record is from the annotation of a GenBank genome assembly.
UUGUUUACCAGUGGGUAGGGAUUUCGGACUUGCUGGAUGUUUGUUUUGAGCCCAUUUUUGAGCCUACACACUGAAGGAUCGGUAAUGUCAGACGGCACAACUUGCAAUACUACCUCCGCAGGUACAGAUAUAUUUCCUUUUCUUCUCAAGACCGAGGAACAAGCAUGCACUGUUGUUGCUGCCGAAGAAAGUAAGUCGUCAGGGGUCUGGCGAACCCAAACACCCGGACGGUCCGAUGGAGUUCGGCCGCUAGAUGCUCUGCCGCUGCUGUUUAUCCACAUUCAUCGGUCAAACGACGAGCUCUGGCGCCUCGCCUCCACCGCAACCAAGAAGCGAUUCCAGAUCCUAAGCCAAGACCUGGAAACCCGCCGCGCCCGGCUAGACCGAAGGCUAAGGGACGCAAAACGCCGCAGGCCUUCGUCCAAGACCGGCGCGGGGGGCAAGGGCGGCCGCAGGAACGGUGCUGGUACUGCAGCAGCAGCGGCGGCGGCUAGCGGGGAUAGGGCGGCGGCGGUGGCGGCGGCGGUGGCGGCAGCGAAGAGCGAGCACGUGAAAGCCCUGAGCGCCGACAGCCACGCUCUCCAGGACGUUCAUCAGUUGAUCGACACCAUGCUGUCGGACUGGGACGUCAAGAUCACCGGCGACGAGGGCCCCGCCGUCGUCGACUCGUGCCCUCCCCUCAGCACCGCCCCAAGCGCCAAUAGGAGGGGGGGAGCCCCCCCUCCCGUUCCCGCUCCCUUCCCGACUCCCGCCAUGAAGGCCUCUUUGUCAGGGGUCGGAGGCCUCUCAGGUGCAGCGGCGGUGACGGCGGCGGCGGCGGCGGCGGCGGCGGCGGCGGCGGCGGCGGCAGGUGCGACCAGGGCUGAGGGUCGGGGUGGCGGCGCCGGGGUUGCCGCAGCCGCUUGCGACGGUGGGAGCGGCGGGCGUGCGGGGGAGCCCUCUCGUCCAACGGCUGGCGGCGGCGGCGGUGGCGGUAGCGGCUGCAACAGCCCGGGCGAUCCCGCGCUCGGGACCAGCCCACGCGACAGCAACAUCAGCAAGAAGGACCAUGACAGCGCCGGCCGUGGCGGGGGCACCGCCGCAGAAGGCCGUCGUGCGGAGUGUCCCACGUCGAGGUACCUUCCUCACAACAGCAGCAGAAGCAGGGGUGGGAGUUCCACCACCGCCAAGGCGGCGGCGCCGUCGUCGGUCCCGAACCCGGGGACGCGUUGCUUUCCUCCCCCCCUGCCUAUCCCGUCCGGGGCCGGCGGCGUCGCCCCCGCUCAGCACCUGGCCGUCCUCCAGGCCUUGCUGAACGAAGGAGGGGGAGAAGAAGGGGGCUCGUACAGCGACAGCGACAGCGAGGGGUAGGAGCUCGGGCAAGGGGACGGGAAGGGAGGAGGGCCGCGUGCGGGAAGGGUCGUUCGCGGCGGUGUGUAGAUGAUGGGGUGGAAUGGGUCGGAGUAUCCAUGGGACACGUUGGAGUUGUUGCGUAGAGGGACAAGUUCCGGAUGUGAGGAGGAUUGAUAGUGCUGUUGGUUACUACGCGAGUGUGCGUCGGGCACGGUGAAGGAGGUCUUAGGUUCGCGAAAGCUCCGCUUUACAUGCAUCUCCCGUGCUUCGUUGUGUGCUUCACGUGUUUCCGCAAAAACAAGCUGGAAGAAUUCGGCCGAAUGUAGUUGCUUCUACCUUUGGACCGGGGAUGGCGGGUGCCCUCUCCGUUGCGGUAACACGCUGGAGGACUGUUUUUGUUCCGGUUUGAAUUUCCACGGUACCAUUUCCGUCCCGCGAAGAUGAACGUCUAUGGUACGCUUCUGUUAGGCGAAGAUCAAACAUCCAUGACACCCUUCUGUCCCGUGAGGAUGAAGAAUACCCAUGGUACCCUUCGGUCCCGCCAAGAUAAAUGUACAUGGAACCUUCCAUCACGCGAACGAGAAGGUCGUGCUACUGCCAUGGGAGAAACGAAUGGACUGACGUGUGUUGCGUGUUUAGGUUUCCUCGGCGACCCACCUCCUCCUACUGGCUGCACCUACCUUUGAUCUAGACAGCGCUUCUGCGGCGAUUUUCGUGUGAAGACGAGGGCGA